ACCGGCCUGGAAGGGAAAUGGGCUGGAUUUGGGAAUGCCUGCAGGUAUAUGAAAGGAAAUUUCUUGAUCAGAGGGGAAUUAUGUAAUUCCGCUGGAGGAAUGCAUCCAGACAUUUUCGAUUUAAAUUGAUUGACAGCAUUCGGGAAGGUCGUAUAAAAGUGAGAGCAGGCAUAUCUUCGCCCACUUGUAGCAAAAAAGUUGUAUCGUACCUGGAUCAAGUGGAUCUAAAGACUGUGCUCGUUUUUUAUCUUAAGUUUUUUAAAGGGAUUUGUACUGCUUCCCGAGAUUCUUCUCCUUUAUAUUUUGUGUUUGGAAUACUGAAUAGUACUUGAGGGUUUCUGACAUUUUACCCUUUUAGCAGGAGUGAUGGUUCGCUGGAGUAGACUGCUAUUGCUGUUAAUUCACAUAUGUUUUUGUGGUUUUGUACAAGCACAAGAUGGUGACUUAGAAGAAGAAUUUGAAUUUGACCUGUUUGAAAUCAGUAAUAUCAAUCGCAAGACACUGGGAGCCAAACUUUUCCGGGGUCCAGACCUUCUUUCUCCUGCCUAUCGCUUCAUUCGAUUUGACCACAUACCUCCAGUAGAGCAGAAGACUCUCAAUCAGAUUCUCAAGCUGAUCCAGAACAAUGAGGGCUUUGUCCUUACGGCCACUUUGCGGCAGGACAAGGGCUCUCGAGGCACUCUUAUAUUCAUGGAGGGCCCAGACGCCAGUCAGCGGCAGUUUGAGAUAGUGUCUAAUGGCAGGGCAAACACCUUGGACAUGGUAUAUUGGGUGGAAGGCUCUCAAAAUGUGAUAUCUUUUGAAUAUGUGGACCUUUCUGACUCCCACUGGAAGAACAUAACGAUUCAGGUGCAAGGAGAGAAUGCCAAUUUCUAUGUUGGCUGCAGCCUCAUUGACAGCAUCAUAUUGGAUGAGCCCUUUUAUGAGCAUCUAAAGUCAGGCAUUGGCAGCCGAAUGUAUGUCGCUAAAGGAGCAUAUCGGGAAGAUCACUUUAGGGGUUUACUGCAGAAUGUGCGCUUUAUUUUUGACACCUCAAUAGAUGACAUUCUUCGCAACAAAGGCUGUGAUGUAAAUGCACCUGCAGAAGUGAAAACAGAAGGCAUAGUAAUUGACAGCCCUGACUUACCGGAGAUUGUCAGACCUGCCAUAACCACUAAUGUCAUUGAGCACAAGCCUGAGAAGGGCGUGAAUUUCUGUGAUCGCUCCUGUGAGGAGUUUGGCAGCAUGUUUCAAGAGCUGACAGGAAUGAGGAACAUGGUCAGCAGUUUGUUUGAUCGAUUGCAGAAAUUGUCAGAAGAAAAUAUACUCUUGCAGAACAUGAUGAAGUUGUAUGAAAAUCGGACAAAUGAAGGUAUGUGCUGGCAAGACGGUCGACUAUUUGAAAAAAAUGAAGAAUGGACUGUGGACAGCUGUACCAAGUGUACCUGCAAGGAAUCUAAAAUCGUUUGCCAUCAAAUCACUUGCCCAGCUGUGUCAUGUGCUAAUCCAUCCUUUAUUGAAGGCGAAUGCUGCCCAGUUUGCUUACCCAAGGACAGUGAAGAUGGCUGGUCACCAUGGGCAGAAUGGACUGAAUGCACAGUGACCUGUGGUACUGGUACGCAACAGAGAGGAAGGUCAUGUGAUGUAACGAGCAAUCCUUGUGAUGGACCUUCCAUCCAAACAAGAAAAUGCAGCCUUGGAAAAUGUGACAGCCGCAUUCGACAGGAUGGAGGUUGGAGUCACUGGUCCCCAUGGUCUCCGUGCUCUGUCACCUGUGGUGAAGGCAUCAUUACACGCAUACGUCUGUGCAAUUCUCCUGUUCCACAGCUCGGAGGCAAGGACUGUGAAGGCAGCGGGAGAGAGACCCAGCGUUGUGAAGCGGAGCCCUGUCCCAUUGAUGGAGGCUGGGGCCCCUGGUCACCAUGGGCUACCUGUUCUGCUACAUGUGGAGGAGGUCUGAGGGGACGGUCCAGAAUCUGCAACAGCCCCCUGCCACAGUAUGGAGGCAAGAAGUGUUUGGGAGAGGACAAAGAUAGUGACAUAUGUAACAAGAAAGAAUGUCCUAUUGAUGGGUGCCUCUCUAACCCCUGCUUUGCUGGAGUAGAAUGUAACAGUUCCCCAGAUGGCUCAUGGGAAUGCGGACCCUGUCCUCAGGGAUUCCACGGCAAUGGGAUUUCCUGUGAGGAUCUCAACGAGUGUGAUUUGGUAUCUGAUGUGUGCUUUAAAGUGAAUAAUGUUCAAAGAUGUGUUAACACUGAUCCCGGAUUUCACUGUUUGCCUUGCCCACCUCGAUACAAAGGAACCCAGCCAUAUGGAAUGGGCGUGGAGGCUGCCAAGAAAAACAAGCAAGUAUGUGAACCUGAGAACCCAUGCAAAGAGAAGACCCACAACUGCCACAAGUUUGCUGAAUGUAUUUACCUUGGCCACUUCAGCGAUCCCAUGUAUAAAUGUGAAUGUAAGAUUGGCUAUGCUGGAGAUGGAAUCAUUUGUGGAGAGGAUUCGGACUUAGAUGGCUGGCCUAACCAGAACCUCGUCUGUGCUGCUAAUGCUACAUACCACUGCAAGAAGGACAACUGUCCAAGCCUGCCAAACUCUGGCCAAGAAGACUUUGAUAAUGAUGGCCAGGGCGAUGCUUGCGACAAAGAUGACGACAACGAUGGUAUUGUGGAUGAAAGGGAUAACUGUCCCCUGCUAUACAAUCCCCGUCAGUUUGACUAUGACAAGGAUGAUGUUGGCGACCGUUGUGACAACUGUCCCUAUGAACACAAUCCUGCCCAGAUUGAUACUGACAACAAUGGGGAAGGAGAUGCCUGUGCUGUGGAUAUUGAUGGUGAUGAAAUUCUGAAUGAACACGAUAACUGUCCUUAUGUAUACAAUACUGACCAGAAGGACACAGAUCUAGAUGGAGUGGGAGAUCAGUGUGACAACUGCCCACUGGUGCACAAUCCUGACCAGACAGACACAGACAAUGAUCUUGUUGGUGACCAAUGCGACAAUAAUCAAGAUAUUGAUGAAGAUGGACAUCAGAACAAUUUGGACAACUGCCCAUAUAUUCCAAAUGCUAACCAAGCAGACCAUGAUAAGGAUGGCAAAGGUGAUGCCUGUGAUUAUGAUGAUGACAAUGAUGGAGUUCCUGACGAUAGAGACAACUGUAGACUUGUGGCCAAUCCCGACCAAGAAGAUUCUGAUGGCGAUGGACGAGGUGAUGCAUGCAAGGACGACUUUGACAAUGACAGUAUUCCUGACAUCUUUGAUGUUUGCCCUGAGAAUGAUGCUAUUAGUGUGACAGACUUCAGGAAAUUUCAGAUGGUCCACCUUGAUCCAAAAGGUACCACUCAGAUUGAUCCAAACUGGGUGGUCCGUCACCAAGGCAAAGAGCUUGUUCAGACUGCAAACUCUGAUCCUGGCAUUGCGGUUGGUUUUGACGAAUUCAACGCUGUAGACUUUAGUGGCACCUUCUAUGUGAAUACAGAUCGUGAUGACGACUAUGCAGGAUUUGUGUUUGGCUACCAGUCAAGUGGUCGCUUUUAUGUGGUUAUGUGGAAGCAGAUUACCCAGACCUACUGGGAGGAUAAACCCUCUCGAGCAUAUGGUUAUUCUGGGGUCUCCCUUAAAGUGGUCAACUCAACCACAGGCUCUGGAGAACACUUGAGAAAUGCCCUUUGGCACACAGGAAACACCCCAGGCCAGGUUCAUACUCUAUGGCAUGACCCUAAAAAUAUUGGUUGGAAGGACUACACAGCCUACAGGUGGCAUCUGAUCCACAGACCCAAGACUGGAUUUAUUAGAGUUGUAGUUUAUGAAGGAAAACAGAUCAUGGCUGACUCUGGUCCCAUCUAUGAUAAAACAUUUGCCGGUGGAAGAUUAGGACUGUUUGUCUUUUCUCAAGAGUUGGUCUUUUUCUCGGAUCUCAAGUAUGAGUGCAGAGAUAUGGCAGAGAUCCCAACUGUGUUCAUAAGAUAAUUGAACUUUGGUUGCUUCAGAAGUGGCAAAGUACUGUACAGGCUGUGCAACCUAGUCACCUCAAAAUGUUCCUAGUCAUCCCAGUCUGUCUCCUGCCUUCAUUUUGCUCUGCCUUUGGAGACGGAGAUCCUUCCUCCAGAUUUCAGCUGCCAUGGUGUGACAUUGAUCCUGCUGCAAAUUCUGCCGGCAGUUGGAUCCAAGAUUUUAAAUGAACCAAAUGACUAGAUACACAGAGGACUGAGUUACAAAGUAAUGCUGAUCCUUCUUUAUCACAAGUACUUGCAACACUUUAAGAAAUGAAAAAAGGAAAAAAGAAAAAAUUAAAGAAUGUGCUUACUAUAUUUGUUUGACUAUACCUACUAUUGUCAUUGAGAAAGGAAUUUGUUGAAGAGUGCUACAACCACUUUUUUGUAUGUUUGUUUUUGGUGGGAUUUUAUUUGUUAAAAUUUGUAAGACAUUUUCACCUUGACUGGCUGCAUAUAUAAACCUACCUAUGUGAAAUUGUUCAAGCCAAACGUUGCAGCCACUUUACUUAUGUUAUGAAAAGUAAUGUUUAGUGUUCUGAUGAUUCUAAUAGAUGAUAACACACUUAGUAACAUAUGACACAGGAACAAUUCUGCUACCCUGGAGCAUCACGUUAAAACAAAAACUGACAAAGAUGUUUCCUAUUUCCCUGCUUCAUUGCACAUUAUAUUGCUUAUGAUUGUUACUAGAAGUUUUUUUUUUAAAUUUUUUUCUGGCAUCUGUACACUUUUUUAUUUUGUAUCCCUAUUUUAUUGGGAUGUAUUUCAUUAAAUGUAUCUGUUACAAUAGAAGUGAAGUUUUUUGCAAGGUUAUAAAGUAAGGAGGAGUGAAGAUGUUAAUAUUUAGA
Messenger RNA from Polypterus senegalus (gray bichir), 4813 nucleotides. RefSeq names its product thrombospondin 2a (gene thbs2a). Gene Ontology annotation, biological process: negative regulation of angiogenesis; cell adhesion. Gene Ontology annotation, molecular function: protein binding; calcium ion binding. The transcript has 23 exons. The coding region runs from base 367 to 3942 and encodes 1191 amino acids. Gene Ontology annotation, cellular component: extracellular region. Lineage: Eukaryota; Metazoa; Chordata; Cladistia; Polypteriformes; Polypteridae. The record is from RefSeq and is a predicted model, not a curated record.